Messenger RNA from Mytilus trossulus (common blue mussel), 792 nucleotides. RefSeq lists its product as uncharacterized. The transcript has 3 exons. Lineage: Eukaryota; Metazoa; Mollusca; Bivalvia; Mytilida; Mytilidae. The coding region runs from base 134 to 736 and encodes 200 amino acids. The record is from RefSeq and is a predicted model, not a curated record.
GCACGCUAGGGGCUUGUCCUUUUAUCUAAAGCUUAACAAUUUAUAUUUUUGCAGGUGAAAUUAAAAGGAAUUAAUUUUUUAACAUUUUGAGAUUGGAGAUCGAAUGAAAAAAGUUUGAUUGUUAUGACCAGAAAUGGCUUCCGCCGUACUACAGAGAAAUCCCUCAAUAUCGUUUGAUACACUACCAGGAGGCAGGAAGACAAGAAAACACAGCUUUGACUAUAAACAGUCAGAGGCAGAUCCCUAUGCAAGACGACAGUCGAUAAAAUACCACUUCCCAAUACCAUUUCUGGAUGAAACCGAGGUCAACGAGACUGUAGUGAACGAAGAUGAAAUAAGGAAAAGUGUUUAUGGAUUACCCUUAAGUCAGAUGAGUUUUGUAGCUGUUGAAUCGGCAGUAUGGAGACCAACUGUUGCUAGCUGUAGACGCUCUGUCUUAUGGUCACGUGAACGGAAGUUAUAUGAAGCUCAAAGCAGACAACGAAUGGAGGAGUUCAAAGAAAAACCUUACAUGCAACAUCAAUAUCCAGAGCUUAAGAGACAUUAUCCGGGAACAUGGCGUUUAGCAACAAAACAAGAAAUAAAUGGCAUUGUCGUCAGGUUAACGAAAAAUCCGGCACCAACUUCCGCCAGCGUUAUGGGCCGUCGACGAAUUCAAUCAGCCCCGCCUAACUUGCAUAUUCUUCACACACGCUGUGGAAUGACAAAACGACCGAUGACAUCAAAUACUAUUUGAAAAGAAAAUAUAAGAUUGUCAAACAUUAUAACAAGGGUUCAAAAAAAAGAAAGAAA